UCGACUUUAGUCUCAUCAAGCCAUCUAAAGAAGGCAGUUCAAAAAUCAACAACAAGAAAAUGAAGUUCUUCAGAGCUGUAUCCUCGUUGCUUAUCAUAACGAGUCUUGCUCAAGGAAAGACGUAUGAGGAUCUCGUCUGUUCCUUGGAACCCCGGCCAGUGGGGCUUUGUGUCAACCGAAUUGUGGGAUAUACCUAUUCGGAGUUAAGGAACCGGUGCGUAAUCUAUGAGGCCAGGGGAUGUGAUGUGAGGGGAAACUACUUUACUAACAGGGACGACUGUGAGGUCAAAUGCAAGCCGGCGUCCACCCUUACAACUAGUCUCUUCAGUUAUUAUGUGGAAAGAUAUUUUUUCAAAAUUCGCAACCUUUUAAGAAGAAUGUUUAAUUCAAAUUUGGAAAAUGGAUGGAAAAUGCAGAACAGGGAAGAGCGGGGUGGUGAAAGGGCUGGCAGAUUGGUGGAAAUCUGUGUGUUUCUGCCACGAGCCGUCGCCAAAAACGGGGAAAUUCAAUCAGAGCGGGAGGAUUACGAUUUGGAGGGGACUUUGGAAGCGGAUGUGGAUGCAGUGUUCGCAAAAUUGCAUUAG
Drosophila subpulchrella is the source of this 584-nucleotide messenger RNA. RefSeq lists its product as uncharacterized. Gene Ontology annotation, molecular function: serine-type endopeptidase inhibitor activity. The transcript is spliced from 4 exons. The record is from RefSeq and is a predicted model, not a curated record. NCBI's taxonomy places the organism in Eukaryota, Metazoa, Arthropoda, Insecta, Diptera, Drosophilidae. The coding region runs from base 60 to 584 and encodes 174 amino acids.